Colletotrichum paranaense is the source of this 363-nucleotide messenger RNA. RefSeq lists its product as uncharacterized. The transcript is spliced from 3 exons. The coding region runs from base 1 to 363 and encodes 120 amino acids. The record is from RefSeq and is a predicted model, not a curated record. Lineage: Eukaryota; Fungi; Ascomycota; Sordariomycetes; Glomerellales; Glomerellaceae.
AUGGCUUUCUUCCUCCUCCUCCUCCUCCUCCUCCUCCUGCUCCUCCUCCUCCGCAACGUGCGCGCUCCCCGGCACGUCUCCCACCCCUUGCUAGAUUACUUGCUUUCCUUCCCAUGUCUUUUUCAUGGUGCUCAGUCCUGUCCCUGUUAUUCCCCCCGUCUGCCGAGCCGGCGGGAUAGUUCCUAUAGUCUUCCUGCCUCUCAUCACAUCCGGCUCCUUGUAUACUCCAUGAGACCGUAUCACGUUUCCAUAUGGAUAGACAUUGACCACCAGUGCCUAACAUCUGGUUUCCGUCGUUUAGCUCCCACACCUACAAAAGACUUCAAACCUCCACCAACACGAGAGCCGCGAACACGACGAUAG